GAAGAGCACUUAUGUCUAGAGGCAAUAGUUUGUUGGUUUUGUUAUUAGUUAAUAUCGUUGUCAUGUUUAUUUUCUUUAGAAUCGUAAUGUAUUAUUUUUGUCGUUAAUGUAACAUAAUUCUUAUUGCCUUAAAUUAUAAUGUAAAAUCGAUAUUGGAUAAUAUAUACAUUCUUUCGAUAAUAAUCGACUAAGAAGUUUAAGUUGCUUAUUAAAUUCUCCCUCAAUAUUGUUUAACCCUAUCAGUGCCAACAUCUAGGUUACCGGACGCUUUUAUGAACAUUUAUCAUAAGUAUAAUGUAAUAUUUUUAUGCAUAUUUUAUAUCAGUUUGCAUUAAAAAUAAAAGUACUUUCUGAAGUAAGUUAGUAUGAAUCGUUGAAGGUCCCCACUGAAUGAAAAUACUCUAACCUCUUACCGUUGUAACUGAUCUAUACCAACGUAAUCUGACGUCGUAGAAGUUGGAUCAUCUGUAACAAGAUCUGAGGUCGGGAAAGCACAAGCCAGAAAUGCCCUUGGCCAUCAAUUCGGGCUUUGGUGGCGCCUUUUGCACUCCCAGCACUUGUGAAAAAUAAAGAAAACAACCCUCGAGAUAGUAACCAAAUUCAAGCUCAGAUUACGUGAUGGCUUGUAAAGGAUAGAUGCACCAUAAUUGAUAGCCACCCAAAAAUGUGAAAAAGAUUGCUGAAUUUACAACACGGAUGUCAAACCUUUUAAAUGUUCCCUGUGCAGCUAUACAAGCGUGAAAAGUGUGCAAUUAAAAAAGCAUAUGUUAACGCACACAGGAGAGAAAAAAUUUAAGUGUUCCCUGUGCAACUAUGCAAGUAUAAGAAAGCGGAAUUUACAAACACAUAUGUUAACUCACACAAGUGAGAAACCAUUUAAGUGUUCCCAGUGUAUCUUUUCAAGCACUAGAAAGGAAAAUCUUAUAACACACAUGAUGACUCAUAAAGUAGAGAAACCAUUUAAGUGUUCCCUGUGCAUCUAUUCAUAUACUCGGAAGGAGGAUUUAAGAAGACAUAUGUUAACUCACACAGGAGAGAAACCGUUUAAGUGUCCCUUGUGCAUAUUUUCUAGCACUGCAAGGGCACGCCUAAAAACACAUAUGCUAAAUCACACAGGUGAGAAACCAUUUAAGUGUUCACUGUGCGUCUAUUCAUGCACUCGAAGGGACCUUAUAAAAAGACAUAUGCUGACUCACACAGGAGAGAAACCGUUUAAGUGUUCCCUUUGCGACUAUGGAAGUAUUGAGAAAAGUAAUUUACAGACGCAUAUGUUAACUCAUAUAGGCGAGAAACCGUUUAAGUGUCCCUUGUGCAUAUUUUCUAGCACUGCAAUGGCACGCCUUAAAACACAUAUGCUAAAUCACACAGGUGAGAAACCAUUUAAGUGUUCACUGUGCGUCUAUUCAUGCACUCGAAGGGACCUUAUAAAAAGACAUAUGUUAACUCACACAGGUGAGAAACCGUUUAAGUGUUCCUUGUGCAUAUAUUCUAGCACUACAAGGGGACAUCUAAAAAGACAUAUAUUAUCUCGACACAGGUGAGAAACCAUUUAAGUGUUCCCUAUGCAUCUAUACAUGCACUCAGAGGGUGUGUCUAAAAAGUCAUAUGUUAGCUCAUCGUGUGAGUUAACAUCCAUCUGUUAAUGUGCUCAUAAGGCGCAUCUAAAUACUCAUGUUAAGGACUUUGCCUGUGCAACUAUAAGUAUUUUUCCAAGUUCGGGCUUAAGAAGACAUUUUUUAUUAACUCACACAGUUGAAAAACUAUUUGAAUGGUUUCAGUGCACCUUUAAGUGUACUGAAUCAGAAUUUAAAAGUGCAUACAUUAACUCAUAGGUAAGAAACUAUUCAAGUAUUACCAGUGCAACUUUAAGUCCAAAUAAUGUCAGUUAAGACACAUGUUAACCCACAGGUUAGUAACCAUUUAAGUGGUAGCUGUGCAGUUUUAAGUGAACCUUAAGUUUAUGUUUAAGGAUCUAUAUGUUAACUCACACAGGUUAGAAAACAUUUCAAUGUUUUGUGUGCAACUUUACAAGCACUCUUAAUUAGAAUUUAAAAUAUAUUCUCAAACAAUUGAUAAACCA
This is a messenger RNA of Homalodisca vitripennis (glassy-winged sharpshooter), 2080 nucleotides long. Its product is annotated as oocyte zinc finger protein XlCOF6-like. Lineage: Eukaryota; Metazoa; Arthropoda; Insecta; Hemiptera; Cicadellidae. Gene Ontology annotation, cellular component: nucleus. The transcript is spliced from 3 exons. The record is from RefSeq and is a predicted model, not a curated record. The coding region runs from base 765 to 1541 and encodes 258 amino acids.